CGGCUCCCCGGCAUUUAAAGGGGACGCGGCGGCGGGCGGGGGGGGAUGGAGGGCAGGUGGAGGGUACGGCCCAGACGCACAUCAUCCACGGCCCUUCGGGACCGGAGGGACUCGUGAGCCGGACCCCAGAAAUCCGGGGGUGGAUAAGACACCGCGUCCCCUCCAAUUCCCGUAAGCACCCCUGGCUCCAUCCUGAGCCCAAAUAUCUCAGCUAGCCCCUCUCCCCACUCUUUACUCUCCAAACUCAGCCGGGACAGACCUCUACCGCCGCCGCUCCCGACGAGCUCUGGACGACGGCUAGAGGCCAACAGAGUCCCUACAGGUGGUGCUCAGGGUGAUGUACCAACAAUGAGCGGGUGUUUUCCAGUUGCUGGCCUCCGAUGCCUGUCUAGGGUCUUGGAUGUGCCAGCGCCUCUGGCUGUGGCCCGCUAACAAGCCUCUCCCGGGCCGGCAACCGCCGCGCCCGCUCUCGCUUGCUCCCUCCUCCUCCUGCUGCUCUUCUCCCCCCUGCUCCCAGGACGGCGGGAUGGCUGCGCAGGGCGCGCCGCGCUUCCUCCUGACCUUCGACUUUGAUGAAACUAUCGUGGACGAAAACAGCGACGACUCGAUUGUGCGCGCCGCGCCGGGCCAGCGACUGCCCGAGAGCCUGCGUGCCACUUACCGCGAGGGCUUCUACAAUGAGUAUAUGCAGCGCGUUUUCAAGUACCUGGGCGAGCAGGGCGUGCGGCCGCGGGACCUACGCGCUGUCUACGAGGCCAUCCCCCUGUCGCCGGGCAUGGGCGACCUGCUGCACUUUGUGGCCAAGCAGGGUGCCUGCUUCGAGGUGAUUCUCAUUUCGGAUGCCAACACCUUUGGCGUGGAGAGCGCGCUGCGCGCCGCGGGCCACCUCAGCUUGUUCCGCCGCAUCCUCAGCAACCCGUCCGGGCCCGACGCGCGGGGGCUGCUGGCACUGCGGCCCUUCCACACUCACAGCUGCACGCGCUGCCCUGCCAACAUGUGCAAGCACAAGGUGCUCAGCGACUACCUGCGUGAGCGGGCCCACGAAGGCGUGCACUUCGAGCGCCUUUUCUACGUGGGCGACGGCGCCAACGACUUCUGCCCCAUGGGGCUGCUGGCCGGUGGCGACGUGGCCUUCCCGCGCCGCGGCUAUCCCAUGCACCGCCUCAUCCAGGAGGCGCAGAAAGCCGAGCCCAGCUCCUUCCGAGCCACCGUGGUGCCCUGGGAGACGGCCGCCGACGUGCGCCUCCAUCUGCAGCAGGUGCUGAAGACGUGCUGAGACGGCGGCCUGCAGGGGGCGCUCCGGAGAAGAAGGGAGCGAGGAAGUGGGGGAUCGGGAAAGACAACCUAGUUUUAUAACUCCCUUUUCCCUUUCGCUUUGGUAUGUCCCUCGGGGAAUUUCUAGAAUUCCGAGCUCGUCCACUUGGAGGCUGGGGGAGGGAGGUCGGAGCCGUCCCUAUCUAUGCAGUUAACACAGCUCCGCUGCCUCCCCCAGAUCCAAGGCAAAUAGUCAUUCUGGAGUCUGGCCCAGCCGGGGUGGUGCGCUUACCGGGGAAGGCAGCAGCGUUUCCAAAAACCUCGUCCUAGUAACUGGGAGGAAGGAGUUCCCUGGCAGGGGAUUGAAGGAACAUCUCCCAUGGCUUUAACUGCUGCCUGGGGCAGAGUAACCGCCCCUCCCCCAGUCUCGGGUCGGGGAGUCCCAGGGCCUGAAAUCAUCUCUGUUGUACUGGACACCCCAUGGAGAGAAAUGAUGCUCUCCACCGAUGGCCCCAGGCCUAGAUCUUGCUUCACCAACUGAGACUCCACACUACACCCCCUUUCUUCUUGUCACCCUCCACCGCCCACCCCGUCAGCAUCCCCAAAAGAAAAAAAGCCAGAGGGGACAGUUGCCUCUUGGUGGUGGAACAAGGUAGCACACUGUCCGGCUCAGGUCCAGCCAGCCAGGGACCUCACAGCGUGCCACGGUGUCUCCUCUCACCCCAACCUUGUCUAUGCAGCAAGAGACCAGGGACUUAACCAAAGUCACCCCCGCGGGCUGGGCCCUCUGUGCCCCCCUUCUCCCGUGUGGAACAGAAAGCCAUGAUGUUUUCAAUCAGAGCCAGUGAAACCCUAAC
Messenger RNA from Pteropus alecto (black flying fox), 2111 nucleotides. It is a transcript of the gene PHOSPHO1, whose product is annotated as phosphoethanolamine/phosphocholine phosphatase. The transcript has 3 exons. Gene Ontology annotation, biological process: bone mineralization involved in bone maturation. Gene Ontology annotation, molecular function: phosphatase activity. Bases 401 to 1276 code for a protein of 291 amino acids. The record is from RefSeq and is a predicted model, not a curated record. NCBI's taxonomy places the organism in Eukaryota, Metazoa, Chordata, Mammalia, Chiroptera, Pteropodidae.